This is a messenger RNA of Dipodomys ordii (Ord's kangaroo rat), 741 nucleotides long. RefSeq names its product HMG domain-containing protein 3-like. The record is from RefSeq and is a predicted model, not a curated record. Lineage: Eukaryota; Metazoa; Chordata; Mammalia; Rodentia; Heteromyidae. The annotation marks the transcript as partial. The transcript has 4 exons.
AGCUCACCACUCCCAGAUGUGCCAAGUGCCACAGAGCCCCUGAGCAUGGCCCAGAGGGAGAUCCAGCGACAGUCCACACUGCAGCUACUGCGCAAGGUCCUGCAGAUUCCUGAGAAUGAAUCAGAGCUGACUGAGGUCUUUGCCUUGAUUCAUGAACUCAACAGCUCUCGACUUAUCCUGUCCAACGUGAGUGAGGAGACAGUCACCAUUGAGCAAACCUCUUGGUCAAAUUAUUAUGAGUUUCCAUCUACACAGUGCCUUCUCUGUAACAGCCCAUUAUUGAAAGGGGGAAAAAACUCCCUGGCAGGGCCUCAAGAGUGCUGGCUACUGACAGCUAGCCGACUGCAGGUGGUGACUGCCCAGGUGAAGAUGUGUCUGAAUCCCCAUUGUUUGGCCUUGCACAAUUUCAUGGACAUCUAUACAGGUCUGUUUAAUGUGGGGAACAAGUUGCUAGUAAGCCUGGACUUACUUUUUGCAAUCAGAAACCAGAUCAAGCUGGGAGAGGACCCCAGAGUGUGUGCAGACAUUGUGUUAAAGUCUGUACAGGAGCAGACAGAGAAGACUUUGCCCUCAGAGGAGCUGGGCCAGCUGCAGGAACUUUUGUGCAAUGGCUAUUGGGCUUUUGAAUGCCUCACUGUUCGAGACUACAAUGAUAUGAUUUGUGGCAUCUGUGGUGUGGCCCCCAAAAUAGAAAUGGCUCAGCGAAAUGAAGAGAAUGUACUGGCACUCAAGAGUGUGGAG